Staurois parvus is the source of this 450-nucleotide messenger RNA. Lineage: Eukaryota; Metazoa; Chordata; Amphibia; Anura; Ranidae. The record is from the annotation of a GenBank genome assembly.
AUGGCUAUGAAUGCUGUAGAUGGAAACCUAAAUUCUAACUUCGGCUUUGGGUCCUGCUCCAGCACAAACAAUGAUGCCUCAGCCUGGUGGAGGGUGGACUUGCACGAGCCGCAUAGAAUUUCCCAAGUCACCAUCACUAACAGAGGAGACUGCUGUGGGGAAUGGAUCAACGGAGGUUUACUACUCAUCGGAAACUCCCUGCAAAACAACGGAAAUAACAAUCCAAUGUGUGUAGAGAUAAGUGGCAUGUCAAGUGGCUCCACCAAAACCUUCCAGUGUGACGGAAUGCUCGGCCAAUACGUGAACAUCAUCUUACCAAACAAAAGCCAAUAUCUGCAGCUCUGUGAAGUUCAGGUCUUUGGUAUCCCAAUAUCCCAGAUGUCUGUCUCCAGCUUUGAUCAUUUGUUAUCACCAUCUUCAUCAUCAUCAGCAAAUACAACAAUAAAUUAG